Fomitiporia mediterranea MF3/22 is the source of this 2766-nucleotide messenger RNA. RefSeq names its product MFS general substrate transporter. Bases 20 to 2395 code for a protein of 791 amino acids. The record is from RefSeq and is a predicted model, not a curated record. Lineage: Eukaryota; Fungi; Basidiomycota; Agaricomycetes; Hymenochaetales; Hymenochaetaceae. Gene Ontology annotation, cellular component: membrane. The transcript has 10 exons. Gene Ontology annotation, biological process: transmembrane transport. Gene Ontology annotation, molecular function: transmembrane transporter activity.
AAUCUCUCUGACACGAGUGAUGUCGUUGUCAAGACCUCAGUCGCGUGAGCACUCUCGACCUGGCUCACGCCCGCGCAAUUCGCGUCAUGCCUCCACCCACACGGUUCCUUAUCUCCCGCAAGACCCGGAAGCUCUCCUCCUUCCUGAAGGCUCUGUAACUGAAGAGACUGUCGAAUUAUUGCAUGAAUUUGUGCACCCUCAUUCGCAUCGUCAUGACAAGCGCAGAGCGGAUACGGAUGCUACUAUAGUCGCUGAGACCAUACCAGUUGAUUCCGAACAAGAGGAAUUUGGUGAAACACCCUCAGAAAAUGACGAAGAUGAUAUCGAGGGCGAAGACUGGGAUGCACUCAAGAAACGCCCUUGGUACAGACGACCGUCGCCACUUUGGUUAUUAUGUGUGACACCCUUGUCAUCUAUUGCGAUGUCCGCAGCCAUUGCUCCACGCGUCGAGGUAUACACCUAUCUUGCAUGCUUGGAGCACAGGCCAGAGUACACAACUGGAACAUUAGGAUAUGGCUUGGAGCUUUAUCAGAACAAUGAUACGGCUCCAGUCGCCUUCACUGAGGACAAGGAUAGUCUUAUCGACGCAUGGAUGUCUCCGUAUCUGGGACCCUCAGUAUUUACCAUGAGCGGCGAGAGUAUAGGAAUGCUGAAAGAAUCUAAGGAUACGAACAGAUGCGCAUCCGAUCCCGUAGUCCAAGCUGCGGCAGCAAAAAUAAUUGCUGUGAUGACAACCACAAUGGGUAUUCUGAGCUGUCUUACUACAGCGUUUUGGGGAUCUCUGUCUGACAGGUAUGGACGUUUACGCGUUGUCGGUAUAUCGGUUAUCGGACUACUCUUCAACGAUUUCAUCUUCAUCUUGGUAUACUUCUGCUCGAGACAGUUGCCUGGAGGCUAUUGGUUCCUCUUAUUGGGACCUAUUAUUGAAGGUAUUCUAGGAGGUAUCACAAGCAUGGUAGCCGCCCUCCAUGCUUACCUUGCUGACUGCACCUCGCCCGGUAAUAGAACUCAUAUUUUUUCUCUCGGAGCUGGCCUUCUUUUCGUCGGUAUGGCCUUCGGGCCCACUAUCGGCUCUAUCCUCAUCCACGUAACACAUACCCCUCUGUCAGUAUUCUACCUCAGUACAGCCGUGCAUGCACUGUUUGCGAUGUAUACAUGGGUAAUCGUACCUGAAAGUUUACCUGAACGGGCGCAAAGAGUGAAUCGGAUGAGGGUUGAGAGGAGGAGGUUCGAGGAGAGGCAGGCAGAAGAGAUAGAAGAUCAGGAACAAUGUGGAGGACGAGUCAAGUGGAUUAGGUUAAUGCGGCGCAUGAAGAGGGUGUUCAAGUUCUUGAGCCCUCUGAGUGUUUUUGCGCCUGAGAAGGUACCGAGUACGCCUGGUGCGUUCUUGGGGAAGAGAAGGAGGGACUGGAGUUUGACUUUUAUCGCUCUGGGCUUUGGAUGUUCUGCCCUGGUCAUGGCAUCAUAUCAGUACAAAUUUCAAUAUGCGGCUGCGACGUUUGGGUGGAGCUCAGAAGAGCUGGGCUAUUGGCUUAGUCUCGUUGGCGCGUCUCGUGCAUUCUACCUGACAAUAAUUCUUCCAUUAAUUAUCAAGUUCUUCAACCGACCUAAACAAGCUAUCCAACUCCCCGUCGAACCCUCAGAGCCCCUCAUCAACUCCCACUCUUCCGAUCCAUCCUCUUCAACAGUAGUCUCAUCCCCCUCUCCGCCUUCUUCUCCAACCUAUAUUCGGUCCUCAUCACCACUACCGCUAUCUCCACCCUCUGCAAAUACAACCGAACAUACUCACCCCUCCCCUUCCCCACACACCCCAACCUUCGAUCUCCACCUUGCACGGUUCUCCCUCCUCCUCGAAUGUAUCUGCUUUUCUAUCAUCCCGCUCGCACCAAGUGCCAUGUCGUUCAGCGCGCUUGGAUGUUUGGCUGCGUGGGGUGGGGGAUUUAACCCUGCUGUACAGGCGCUUGCGCUUGAGUUGUAUGCGAGGAGAGGUAAUGUUGAGGAGGGUUCUAGGAGCGGGGGGAGAGGGAGAGGGAUGCAAAGAGGAGGGAGGGGCAAGAAUGGUGGAGAGAGAGGAGAAGCAGAGACUGGGAGGUUGUUCGGUGCAUUAAGUGUUGUUCAGGCUAUGGGUCAACAAAUAUUCGGCCCCGCACUCUUCGGCCUAACUUACAUGCACACUGUCGCCUUUUUCCCGAGUGCGAUAUUCUGGGUCUCUACGCUUUGCGUAAGCAUCGGUUUGGUGUUUAUUUGUUUUGUGAGGUUACCUCGCGAGUCUAGAGGUAACAGUGGAGAUAUGGAUUUGGAGGUUGUUCUAGCCGCGGGAGUAGGCAUUGAGCGGGAGGAUACACUUGUGAACCUUGGCGAUGACGCUCAACAAGCUGGGAAAGCCACGAAAUGAGGGUACAACCAGGAGUUGGUGCUGUUACUCUCGUGUCAGUGAUAGCAGAUGAAAGCCUCACCCUGAAGCAUUCGGAAAAUAUCCAAUAGUGCGAUACGAUACACGUUGCCCUUCUGCUUUGUUGGUCCAUCUUGCUAGUCGCAGUAUGUGAGAUCCUUUAUUAAGUUAGUGCUGGCCUUGGUUUCGGAAAUUGCUUGCUAUCAUCUAAGACCGUGUUGUGUACUUAGCUCCAGCUAUCGUUGCUGUUGCCUGUUCAGUAGCCAUGAGACAUGUAUAACGCAGGAAACGUAUGCUGUGUCAAAUGUGUAAUACCAUUUUCAUAUUGUACAAUAUCUACUCUGCUGGGUAUACAAGAUAGACAUCAAUGGAAC